Messenger RNA from Guyanagaster necrorhizus, 1320 nucleotides. RefSeq lists its product as uncharacterized. The record is from RefSeq and is a predicted model, not a curated record. Lineage: Eukaryota; Fungi; Basidiomycota; Agaricomycetes; Agaricales; Physalacriaceae. Gene Ontology annotation, biological process: retrograde vesicle-mediated transport, Golgi to endoplasmic reticulum. The transcript has 3 exons. Gene Ontology annotation, cellular component: SNARE complex; endoplasmic reticulum. The coding region runs from base 42 to 1202 and encodes 386 amino acids.
CUUGAUAGUUACCGCACUCCUUCCUCUUCCACACUCUGCAGAUGGCAUAUACGGACCGUACUACAGACUUCAAAGAAAGCGUACAGAAAUGCCAAGCUGCUCUUCCAGACGCCGAAAGGCGAAGGUCUACAUCUGACAAACGUAAACAGAGUCGGGAACGGAAUCCUUUGGGUAAGGAGUACGUCUCUGAGGCGUACAAGAUUCUCAGUCAUAUCACGACUCUGACACGCAUGUUGUCCACCAUCCGAAAACCAUACCUAAACUUGGACUCACGGCGUGGCCCGCUUACUCGACAUACAUCCCGAACUUUGGAUUUCAGUGGUAGCGACGAGCAGUCAUGGUCGUCAAUACGCCAACUUUCCAAUGAAGAGCGGGACCAAAUUGACUUGCAAGCACGGCUCAUACUGUCUCGUUGUGCGGACAGAGUCAAAGAAAUGGAAGCCCUAGAAAAGCGACGCGCCGAGCUUGUUGCUAGCAAGAUUAAUCCACUAACCCGGUUCUUACCAGCGCGACUGCGACAAGACGAGUCGUCAAUCGUCUCAGAUUUCAUCGCUGCACAUCAUUCGAGCAUAACGUGGUAUCUGAACCGCCGUCUCGCUGAGGCUAGUCAAAGCCAAAAGGUUAUGCAGGAAGAGCGCGUGAAACGGGAGUUGGAACGUUCGCGGACGCUCGGUUCAGGUGCGGCAAAGGCGGCUUUGGGUAUCGGGAAUUCAGACUUUUCGGGCGCAGGGGGAAGCUCAGGAGGUGGAAGCUGGUUGGGCGGGGCGUCUUCCAGUAUCAUCGCGGCAACCAUUGGGACUGCUACGCCGCGUUCCGACACAACGCCAAGCUCUGUCGAUUCUGCACUUCCGAUGGAUGAUGACGAUGAUGAUAUUGAGCUGUCAGCCUCUCAGAUUCUCCAGUUCGAGAUGGAGAAUGCCAAUAUCUUGAGAGGUGUACAAGAUACACUGGAAUCGGUUCAGCAGGCUGAAUCGCGCCUUAUGGAUAUAAGUGCUCUUCAGAUGGAACUGGUCUCUCAUUUGACGCAGCAGACGGAGUUGACAGACCAGUUAUACGAGGAUGCAAUUGCUACGACAGGCAUGGUGGAAAAGGGAAAUGAUCAGUUGCGGGAAGCGAGGAGGCGGGCAAAGGACGGUAGAAUUUUCAUUCUUCUAUUCCUCAUAGGCGCAAGUCUUAGUCUAUUGUUCUUGCAUUAUUACUGAAGAAACAAUCAUACAGUAUACGAGAUACAGGUGCUCUAUCUGUGUUUAAACAGUUGCUAUACAGUUUAUGGUCCUUAGAUGCCAUGAAGAGAAGAAUCCGUUACACCUGGUCGUCUGC